Messenger RNA from Umbelopsis ramanniana AG, 1348 nucleotides. RefSeq lists its product as uncharacterized. The coding region runs from base 20 to 1240 and encodes 406 amino acids. Gene Ontology annotation, biological process: regulation of glucose metabolic process; protein phosphorylation. The transcript has 3 exons. Gene Ontology annotation, cellular component: mitochondrion. The record is from RefSeq and is a predicted model, not a curated record. Gene Ontology annotation, molecular function: pyruvate dehydrogenase (acetyl-transferring) kinase activity. Lineage: Eukaryota; Fungi; Mucoromycota; Umbelopsidomycetes; Umbelopsidales; Umbelopsidaceae.
CCUCUCUCCACCACUCAGCAUGCUCAUCCGUGCAACACAAUUAUGCCUACGGCGGUCACUAUCAACAGCCCGUGUGCUGAAGAACAGCAAUGUCAGCGUGGAAGCAAGUCAGAAUGAUGUGGUUUCCUUCUACGAUGCCAAAGUCAUAAACUAUGCGACUCGUCCCAUUCGACCAGUGACGCUGAAAGAAUUGAUUCGAUUCGGUCAACCACCGUUAUCGGAACAAUCUCUCACUCAAUGUGCACAUUACGCUCGAACUGAACUGCCUGUACGUCUAGCCAUGCGUGUGCGGGCGUUCCAAAACUUGCCUUUCAUCGUUGGCACCAACCCUCAUAUCAAAGAUAUAUAUCGACUUUACUUUGAAUCAUUUGACAGCUUGGAAAAAUAUUCUGACUUACCUGAGAAUGAUAAUGGUUCCGACUUGGAAUUUGCGGAGAAGCUCAAGGAUCUUGUAGAGCGGCACGCUGAUAAUAUACCCACCUUGGCUCGAGGGUUUUUGGAAUGUAAAAAGUAUAUGAACACAAAGGAUAUGACGGCGUUCUUGGAUGACAUGAUUCAUGCGCGAAUAGGUAUUCGACUCAUUGCUGAGCAAUGCAUCAGUUUGAUUCACGCUUCCAAGAAUGAAUCGGAAGACCAGAGAAGAACAAGCUAUAUCGGAAUCAUUAACACGCAGCUGUCUCCUGCAAAGGUCAUACAUCAUUGUGCAGACUUUGUCACUGAACUGUGCGAGUUCAACUACGGUGAAGCCCCAGAAUUCAUCAUCAAUGGCCACGUUGAUACCACGUUUACUUAUGUACCAGUGCAUCUUGAGUACAUGUUGACUGAGUUGCUCAAGAAUGCUGCUCGCGCUACAGUUGAAAAUGCCAAAAAGAAUAAGAAACCGAUCCCUCCUGUUGAAGUUUCUAUCAGUCAUGGGUCUCGAGAUAUCGGGAUUCGAGUACGGGACCAAGGCGGCGGUGUCAAGCCCAACGACCUCAACCAUAUCUUUGAAUACUCUUACACUACGGUCAAGAAUGAAGAGACUGAAGAUUCUAAUAUCUUCAGUGGCAUCACUCGUUUGGCUAUGCAAAGUGGUGUAGGUGGCCCCAUAGCUGGACUAGGAUUUGGUCUUCCCUUAGCACGAAUGUAUGCUCGCUACUUCGGUGGCUCCAUGACUCUUUUAUCUCUGAAUGGUUACGGAUGCGAUGUGUUUCUCAAACUCAAACACAUUGACGAAAGCUUGGGACAAUUAGAGAUUUAAACGCGUAUGGUAGAUCACAGUUUUUGUUUUGUUAAAUUUGUAUUUACGUAAUGAAAUGACCUUUUCUUUUUUCAUAUCAUUACCCAUUAACAAAAAAUAAAAAUGAUG